Messenger RNA from Moneuplotes crassus, 353 nucleotides. Lineage: Eukaryota; Ciliophora; Spirotrichea; Euplotida; Euplotidae. The record is from the annotation of a GenBank genome assembly.
ACUACAAAUGGAGUCUGAGAAAACACUUGAAGAACAAAUAGCAGAAUCUGCGGAAAGCCUUAAGAAAAUUCAAGAAGCACAAAUCCUGAAGGAACCAGAAAAGAAUGAAGCAGAAGGGGAUCAUGAAGAAAACGCAGUAAAGAUAGGCCAAGACAUGAUGGAUCCAGCAUAUCUUGACCAAUGAACGGAUGAAGUAGCGGAGCUCAUGAAAGUAAUGGAAGGAAUAGAAAGCCAAAUGGGCCUUAUGGAAAAUCUUGCUGAUAAUAUAACAAGCCAAUUUGUGGAUCUGGCUAAACAAGAGGAGAAAGAAGUUGAAGAAACCACUCCAGAAGUUUCAGAGCAGCCAUAAUUGC